UGUAGCUAACAAAAUGAAACUCUUGGCUUUUCUGCUUCUUGGCUUGUAUUAUUUUUAUGUAAAGAGUGAAGAGUGUGUACAGGAUAAAUCUGACCCUGACACUGACUACUGUCGGAGAUACUGUUUCAAUAACACUAACCGUGUUUGUGCAAAUAAUGGACUUUGCUAUUACCAUUUCAAAAAUAGGUGCACGAUGACUAACAGAAAUUGCUAUUGCGUAGAGAACAAUAAGCCAGUAUUCAAAUUUAUUAGCAAUGGACUAUGCGUUAACCCGACAUUGAAAAAAUGUACUAAAUCCCCGGCACCGGAAACGGCACCGGCAGCCGCAUCUUCCAGAGGCUGAUUGUACUUAAAUCUGUUUCUUCUUUUUACCAAAAAUAAAAGCAAUUCAACAGCCACAGA
Drosophila kikkawai is the source of this 402-nucleotide messenger RNA. The record is from RefSeq and is a predicted model, not a curated record. NCBI's taxonomy places the organism in Eukaryota, Metazoa, Arthropoda, Insecta, Diptera, Drosophilidae.